Messenger RNA from Penicillium angulare, 2661 nucleotides. RefSeq names its product putative Ras guanyl-nucleotide exchange factor RasGEF. Gene Ontology annotation, biological process: Ras protein signal transduction; positive regulation of GTPase activity. Gene Ontology annotation, cellular component: plasma membrane. The transcript has 6 exons. The coding region runs from base 1 to 2661 and encodes 886 amino acids. The record is from RefSeq and is a predicted model, not a curated record. NCBI's taxonomy places the organism in Eukaryota, Fungi, Ascomycota, Eurotiomycetes, Eurotiales, Aspergillaceae. Gene Ontology annotation, molecular function: guanyl-nucleotide exchange factor activity.
AUGGGUGGCCGUACAUAUUCAGCCCCAUCUGAGGGCCUAAGCAAGGUGGAUUCAAAUCGCAGGCAAGGUUCUGGGUCUAAAUUGGAUCAGACAUUGGUGGAGGAAGAGGAAAUUCCGAGCAGCGAAACACCCAGGCGGUCUCGGUCAAGAAAUUCUAGAGAGUCGGAUUCCUCCAGGGCCAACCUACCGGAAGUGACGAUCGCCAUCGUAGGCGGAGAUAAUGCCGGCAAGACGAGCUUUAUUAAAUGGGCAUUGGACAUGAAGAGUAACCCCUCUUCCUACUCGACCAAAAAGAAGAUGUCCCUAGAUGGAGCUGUCUAUAUUGUGCGACUACUGGAAAUUGAUCUGAAACGAGUCCAGUUCGACGAGAAGCAGAAUAUCAUCUGGCCACCUUUGGGAAAGGAUGCUUCUUCUCCCAAUGUGGAUGGUGUGUUGGUGCUGCAUGAUGCAACCCAGCCGGACAAGCUGGCGGAAUCAACCGAACUCAUAGAGGAUGGUGAGCUUGGUGCUAUUCAUGACCGACACGAGAUCUACCGUACUUCGCCCGAAUCGCCCCGAUCCCAACAAAUGUGCAUUGCUCUUGUUUUGCGUGCUGUAAUUUCCACUCGAGCAGACCUCGCACCGUCUGACACCUCAACUAAUUCUCCUCCCGCCCCUCCCCCGCCUCGGACGACCACCAAGUCUUUUCAACCUACCCCACCCCAUGAUUGGCAUCAUUCUCGAGCCAAUUCAGAAAUCCCUACCGCCAUUUUAACCGGAGCCGCUGGCGGCUCGAUAACGUCGGUUUUGGAGCGGUCCGUCGAGGGGAACGGGGUUUACCGACCGCCCACCGAUCAAGCUCCGCCUUCCAAUCUGGCGCAACAGCAUGCUUCCAGUUCGUCUCGAAAUGCUCGAAGUAAUUCACAACCGGUGCGACCGCAAACUCCUUCCGGGACGCGGAUGAAUACCCGUCGACCGUCUGAACAAAUAGAGACCUCUCCAAGUAAGGAGCAACAAAGCUUUUCGCAACGUAUGGAAUCCGCCUGGCGAACCAGUGGAGGCACGGACGGCUUUCAUAGCUUUUUAAAUAUGGAGGACGAAGCGGAGUCGGCUCCCCAGAGCCCUACCAGUGUUAUUCGGCCCAAGCCAAGUAGCGAGAGCAGCUCCAGCGCGGACGCUGGGUUCUCGUUAGAUGACCUGAUCGACCGCCUUGUUGCUUUACCUAUGUCCAAGCAGGACCAAAAAUUUGCAGUCAUUUUCCUCUGCCUUUAUCGAAAAUUCGCCGCCCCUGCCACUCUCCUCAAUGCCCUGAUUAGUCGGUUCGAGAAAAACGAAACAAGCAACGCAGAUCAGCUUGCUCGCAUGGCAGACCAGCUGCGAUUAUUAAAUGUCAUCGCUCAAUGGGCCUCUGAUUACCCCGGAGAUUUCGCUCACCCCAAAACACGAAAACGGGUCCAUGAUUUCGUCACCACCCUCGAGAAAAGCCACUUUUACAUGUUCGCCGCCAAAGAGAUCGGCUCAUACCUUGACACAAAUGCGGAAGAUGACGAUAUUGGCUGGGCUUUCAGAGACGGCGAUGUAGAUGACUCAAGUCUUACAGAGACAUUCUUCGACAAUUCUGGCCGAAGCUCCCCGGUGCCAUUCCUAAACAGUACAUAUGAUGACGAAGAAGAAGAAGAGGAAGAAGAUCCCAUCUACAGCAUGAGCGCAUUAGACCUCAGCGAUGGACCACACGACUCAACAUCUCGCCUUUCAGGAACCCUGUCGAUCUCAUCCAAUGCCGACAAACCCUCUACUACACUUAACCAAUCCUUCACCGUCUUGACUUUAGAAGCAGCACAGAAAGAAGCUCUUCGAAUUGAGCUACACCCUAGGAAUCCCCUUAGCAAGAUCCAAUGGCGAUUCUUCAUGGAAACUCCAGAAGAAGACUUUGCGCGGCAACUUACCCGUCUCGAUUGGGUCAUGUAUAACUCCUUCCGACCACGAGAUCUCGUACGCCAUGUGAGCAUUUCAGGCGUGGAUAAGGAUAAAAUUAAAAGCCUGCACAACGUCAACCGAAUGAUCAAGCAGUUCAAUCACCUUGCCUUCUUUGUGGCAAGCAUGAUCCUUCUCCGUGAUAAGCCCAAACACCGAGCCAGAUGUCUCGAAAAGUUCAUGAUGAUCGCAAUAAAACUCCGCCGUCACAAUAACUACAAUGCCCUCGGUGCUUUCAUCGCCGCCAUCAACGGUACACCUGUGCAUAGGUUGACCCAAACCCGAGAAUUGAUCCCUGUCCAAACGCAGAAGGAGUUCAUGCGACUUGUGAUUAUCAUGAGUACUCAGCGCAGUCACUCUUCUUACCGUUUGGCCUGGGAAAACUCUUUCUCCGAAAGAAUUCCUUUCCUCCCGUUGCAUCGCCGCGAUCUGGUCUCCGCAGAAGAGGGAAACAAGACCUUUAUCGGGGAAAACAAAUCUCGCAUCAACUGGAAGAAGUUCGAGGUUAUGGGUGAGGUAGUUCUUGGUAUCCAACGAAGCCAAAAGACGCCGCAUCCUCAAGCCCAGAAAUCCGAGGACGUGGAACGACUUAUUCUAGACUGCAAGCUCUCCGGCGACGAAGAAGACCUGUACGCCCGCAGUCUACAAGUUGAGCCGUCCACAAGUGGCGAGCCCGUCCGAAAGAAGUUCGGCUGGCUGCGUGCUUAA